AAUAUGCUACAUCAAGGCAUAAUAUUGCGCGAGGGACAUGUCACCCGCACCAUCUACAACCUCAUCAAGGACAAGCGCUUCGAGGAUGUCAUCGAGUGCAUUGUGAACUUUGGCGAAGCGGCGAACACCCGGGCCGGGCUCUCGACGCUGGGGUACUGCUACUACCAUGCUCAGAAGUACGAGGAGGCGGCCAGCUGCUAUGAGCAGCUUUGCCAACUGGUGCCCAAGGAGUCAAGGUAUAAGUUCUACUACGCCCAGUCGCUGUACCAAGCGGGCAUAUUUGCAGACGCGUUGCGCAUCCUCAAGCAAAUCAACGAGCAUGACGAACUCAAGGAGCAGUGCCUGCAGCUGCAGAGUGCCAUUCUCUAUUCCAGCGAGGACUAUGCGGGCGCUCAGAGCAUUCUAAAUCAGCGUGCGGGCGGCAAUGCUGACACCCUCAAUGACGAGGGCUGCCUGCUGUACCAAGCGGAUCAAUUCGAUGGAGCUGUCCAGCGUUUCCAGACUUCGCUGCAGGUGGGCGGCUUCAAUGCGUUGGUGGCCUACAACUUGGCUCUGACGCACUUUCGUAAGAAGGAGCGCUCCCAGGCCAUUGACUACACAUCGGAAAUUGUGGAACGUGGCAUUCGCAACCACCCCGAGCUGGGCAUUGGCGCCCAAAUCGACACGGAUGGAAGUGCACGCAGUGUGGGCAAUCCCAUCACCAUGGCCGUUUCGGGCAUUACGCAGGCGCUGAAUCUGAAGGCGGCCAUUGAGUAUCAGGAUGGUAAUAUGGAGUCGGCACGGGAUGCGCUGCUGGACCUGCCGCCGCGUGCCGAAAGCGAACUAGAUCCUGUGACACUGCACAACAUGGCAUUGACAGAUACGCAGGGGCCUGUGGCAGGACUGCGUAAGCUCGCCUUUCUCCUGCAGCUCGGUCCACCAGCCUGCCCAAAGGAGACAUUCGCAAAUAUUCUCCUCAUCUGCUGUAAACACGAGAUGUACGAAACGGCUGCCGAUAUACUGGCCGAGCACACGGAUCUCACUUACAAGUACUUGUCGCAAUAUUUAUACGAACUGCUGGAUGCCCUGAUCACGGCACAGACCAGCGCAGAGCUGGCUGAGAAAAAGCUGGGCACGCUGGCCUCCAGUCUCGCCGGCAAGCUCCGCAGCCUGGCGGCAAAGGUGCAAGAGGUGCGUGCCACAACCGAUCAACAAGCCUUGCGAGACGCACUCAAGGACUACGAGCACGCGCUGGAACUUUACCUGCCGGUGGUUAUGGCACGCGCAUGGAUCUCUUGGCGGGAUGAUGACUUUCUCGGUGCGGAACGGGAGUUUCGUUCUAGUGCCGAGUUCUGUUCUGAGAAUCCCAUUUGGCGUUUGAAUGCCGGGCACGUGCUCUUCAUGCAGGGCGACAAAUACAAGGAGGCGGCUGCAUUCUAUGAGCCAAUAGUGCGUCAGCAUACGGACGACGUCAUGUCCGUUUCCGCCGCCGUUUUGGCCAACCUGUGUGUCUCCUACAUCAUGACCUUUCAGAACGAGGAGGCUGAGGAAUUGAUGCGCAAGGUGGAGAAGGCUGAAGAGCUGAAGGGAAACUUGGGCAAGCAAUACCAUCACCUAUGUAUUGUCAAUCUGGUUGUGGGCACCCUCUACUGCGCCAAGUCCAACUAUGAGUUUGGACUCUCUCGUAUCGCACACGCCCUCGAAGGCGGCUCCGGGGCUCGUCUUUAUGCCGACACUUGGUUGCACGUUAAGCGCUGUGUGCUUGGCCUGCUGACAGGCAUGGCCAAGCAGAACAUCAUUUUGCCGUUUCAGGCAGUGCAGGAGGUGCUCAGCUUUCUCAAAUCCUGCGAGGCCUACGGCCUGUUCACACCCGCAAACAUUUACUCAGCCACGGAACAAGCGCCCGCUGAGCCGCUCACCAUCGGACUAGAGGCGCGUAAAUUGCGCCUUCUUCUAAUCAAGCUUAGCGAAUAUGAAAACUUUUAA
Scaptodrosophila lebanonensis is the source of this 1965-nucleotide messenger RNA. RefSeq names its product tetratricopeptide repeat protein 30 homolog (gene Ttc30). Gene Ontology annotation, cellular component: axonemal microtubule; intraciliary transport particle B. Gene Ontology annotation, biological process: intraciliary transport. Lineage: Eukaryota; Metazoa; Arthropoda; Insecta; Diptera; Drosophilidae. The transcript is spliced from 2 exons. The coding region runs from base 4 to 1965 and encodes 653 amino acids. The record is from RefSeq and is a predicted model, not a curated record. Gene Ontology annotation, molecular function: intraciliary transport particle B binding; protein binding.